UCAUGAUUCACAAUUCGAAAUUCCAAACACACUAGCCCCAGGUCAAUUCUCAAAAAAAUAUAUAUGGUCACUAUUUAUCUCCCAACAUCAUGCGUUUAUGUUGUUAUCUUUGUACUCACCCUACUAUAUUUACACAUUUAAAAAAAUCAAAUUAAUUGAGAAAAAUAUUAAUUAUAUAAAAAAGGAAAGGAAAAAUAAAAUAAACUCUCUCUCCACCUGUCUUUCUCUUUCUUCUCUGUGAGAAAAAAAAGAUGGAAUUAGUUGCAUCAUUUCAAUGGCCUUGUCAAUGUAAAAUCCUUGUACAAAAACACAAUCACUUUUGCCCGUAGUCAUUUGAUUUUCUCUCCCCUUCGGUGAAAGCCUUGAAACCCUUCAGGCUUUUACGGAAGGUGGGAAUUUUGACUAGAAAGGGGGUGGUUACUGUUUUGAUUACGCAAGGUUAAGUUUUUGUUUAAUCUUCAACUUUUUUAUUGAACCAUUCUCUUUCUUUUUUGUUUGUUUCUUAAUGGAAAAGUCAGAUUUUUUAUGAUUCUUGUGGUAAUUAUUGUUGAUGGGUCUCUGAAGAACUCAAUCUAAUUUUUUCUUGUGGCCUUAAGAGUUGAAGGAAAGGAAUUUUCUUUUAGGAAGAAAAAAAAAGGUUAUGAUGGAGGAUGAUACCAAUUCAUGGAUAAGGAGAACAAAAUUUUCUCACACAGUGUGUCAUCGUUUGGAUACAACUAGAUUAAGUUCUAUUCCAAUCAACACUCAAUCAGACCAAAAUUCAAGACUUUUUUCAAAUGUUAAGAGAAACCCUAUAACCAAUAAGCAGAGAUCUUUGUCACCAUUGCCUCAAACUUUUAUUUCUGAGGUGUUUAGGGAAGCUAGACAUGAUCAGAAGAGGUUUUCAACACCAGGCCCUAGGAGGGAUAAGAGAAUUAUGGGGAAGUUGUCAAACAAGGAUUCUCGGGAAGUCAAUGUAUCGAGUUUGAAAUCUACUAUCAUUAGUCCUAAUAGGCAAAGGAAUGCCAAGAACAGCAAGGAUGUUUCGUGGAGUAAGUAUUUUGAAAAUGGUGGUGGCGGCAGUGGUGGAAAGGUUACUGCUUUGGAGACGGCUGAGGAAUGGACUAUUGACAUGUCUAAGCUGUUUCUUGGCCAUAAGUUCGCUCAUGGCGCUCAUAGUAGGCUUUACCAUGGUGUAUAUAAAGAUGAAACUGUAGCUGUUAAAAUCAUUAGGGUACCUGACGAUGAUGAUAAUGGAGACAUGGCUUCUCGAUUAGAGAAUCAGUUCAUUAGAGAAGUCACACUUUUAUCUCGCCUCCAUCAUCGAAAUGUUAUAAAGUUCAUAGCUGCAAGCAGAAAUCCACCGGUUUAUUGUAUCAUCACCGAAUAUCUAUCGGAAGGUUCCUUGAGGGCAUAUUUGCAUAAGUUGGAGCACAAAGCUGUUUCUACAGAGAAGCUAAUAGCUUUCGCUUUGGAUAUUUCUCGUGGAAUGGAAUAUAUACACUCUCAAGGUGUCAUUCAUAGAGAUCUUAAACCGGAGAAUGUCCUUAUUGAUACAGACUCUCACCUCAAAAUUGCCGAUUUCGGCAUUGCUUGUGAGGAGGCAGUAUGUGACUUAUUGGCUGACGAUCCAGGCACCUACCGUUGGAUGGCACCUGAAAUGAUCAAACGGAAAGCCUACGGGAGAAAGGUUGACGUCUACAGUUUUGGGCUUAUGUUAUGGGAAAUGUUGACCGGAACAAUUCCAUAUGAGGAAAUGACUCCAAUCCAGGCUGCUUUUGCGGUUGUGAACAAGAAAUUAAGGCCGGUAAUUCCUUCAGACUGUCCACCUGCAAUGCGAGCUUUAAUCGAGCAAUGUUGGUCGUUACAACCAGAUAAGAGGCCUGAUUUCUGGCAAAUUGUCAAGGUAUUAGAGCAAUUUCAAACUUCCCUUGAGCGUGACGGAACAUUGGCUCUGGUGCAGAACCCUCGUUGCCAAGAUCAAAAGAAAGGGCUUCGUCAUUGGAUUCAAAAGCUUGGUCCCGCGUCUCCAAAUAGUGGCCCUGUGCUUAAACCCAAAUUCACAUGAAUAUUUUAGUGUCCUGGCAUUUCUAGUAAACCAGGUUCAUUGUAAUUAAAAAUGAAAGCUUUGUUUUUUUUCUUUUGUGGUUAUCUGGUUAUGUCAACUUUAUAACAUUCAUGUGAUUGUAAAUUGAAUUUUAGGCAUGCACCUUUGAGGAGGAGAAAGCAUAUUUUGUUUGCUUUGUGUGCACACACACUAAUUAUAAUCAACUUUAUGGCACUGUCUCAUCUCAUGUGUAGUUUUUGUUGACAACAGAUAAUAAACCCCUUCAUUAAAA
Molecule: messenger RNA, 2318 nt
Organism: Cicer arietinum (chickpea)
Lineage: Eukaryota; Viridiplantae; Streptophyta; Magnoliopsida; Fabales; Fabaceae
Product: serine/threonine/tyrosine-protein kinase HT1-like
Biological process (GO): protein phosphorylation
Molecular function (GO): protein serine/threonine kinase activity; ATP binding
Source: RefSeq, a predicted model, not a curated record